CCGAGGGCGGCCGCACCGGCGGCGAACUCCAACACUUCUUCAUUGGAAGAAACGGGGAGGCAGGUGUGGGCGUCUUGUCGCCAACAGAUGCGCCGAGCGAUCGCUGACAACAUAACGAAUGGGGUGUCGUGGAUGCGUGUGGGGAGCGAUGCCGAUGCGAACGACACUUGGAGGGCGAGUGGUGAAGAAUCUUCAGAUUCCCAUUGCGAGGAGGAACCGGAAGAUGCGGAAGACUUGGAGAUUUGACCCGUUGGUGUGCGUGGUGGACGAAGGGGUGGAUGCGGACGUCAACAGAGGCGGUCGAGGGUCGAAGGGGCCUGUGGGCGAGAAGGGCGGCAAACAUCCACCUUGGAGUGUUGAAGAGAUGAUCAAGCUCGCUCGAGCGAAGUGGAACAAGCAAGCUUAUUUCGAAGGAAUGCCACACAACUACGAUCGCAUCGGCAACAGGGAAUGGGAGUUGCAGGACCUGCAGAAGCGUCUGGUGGAGGUGGGCGUGAAGAGGACGACGGACGACAUCGGCAAGAAGUGGGAUAACCUCUUCCAACAGUAUAAGAAGGUGCAACGACACCAAAACGCGUCCGGGGGGGGGAACUUAUUCAUCUUGACGCCUGUGUUGAGAACAGAAGAGGGAUUCAGGUUCCGAAUGGAUCAGCGAGUGUACCUUGAGAUCGACAACAUGUCUCAAGGCAAUAAGACCAUCUACCCGGAUAACCUCGCCAACACGAGCGUCCGGGGAGGAGUGCAGAUGUCGGGGGAUACUCAACGUCAUCCAUCCGUUGCAGGCGAAUCUUGUGUCGGGGAAGAUGUGGGUGAUGGCAACGACGAAGAUGGAGGGUUGGCGAGGGAGUCCGGGUUUAGUGCAGGCAGCACAGGCGGCGCUGGCAAGAGAAAGAACAUGCGCCGACAAACUUUUGAAGCCAUCGCCAAAGUGAUGGAGAAGCACGGUGCAUUGAUGGCGGACACUGUAGAGGGGGCAAGCAAGCGACAGUGUAGCAUCCUAGAGCGGCGAGAAUAUUGGAGGGUCGAAGAGGCGGGGAGGAAAGAGGAGAGGAGGGAUGAGAUUCCGCGGGCAGACUGCGAGGACGACGACUCUCUGAACUUGAGGAAGAAACGAACGCGUCAAGAGGAAGAGUUGGAGGCGAAAUCCAAGCUCUGGGUAGACGAGAAGACGUUCUGGGGAAGCGGACCUGGUUGCAUGAUUGCAGACGCCGUGCAUGACUGCGCGAACUAUUAUUGUGCAAUCGUGAACGGUGAUGCAGGCGCCACCGCUCCACAUGGCGUCAUCAUGCCAGGCCCUGAUGUUCUGCACGUGCGAAUCGUAGAUCUUGCGCCACGAGAGCCAACUCUGCGACGGGCGAGACGGACGGAAAACGUCGCUAUGCGCGUCAUCCAUGGGUGGAUAUUCAGGUCGUCUUCAAGGUCCGAUGGUUUCGCCCGCGCCAAAUCGUAUGUCGCCGUCGAUUACCCCACCGAUAUGGUGAAAGUAGUUAGGCAGAGCAUGGAGUGGUCGAGGGUAGUGUCGGCUAGUGUCGUCUACCACACGCUCGCUCUAAAGAUGGACAUUCCAUUGUGGUAUCCGUGGGCAUAUAUCGAGGAUAGGCCCCUUGACGACGACAUGGCAGCCCAUCAGGAGUCCACGGUGAUGCAUUUGGCGUCAUGCUUUCACGAUGCGCUCCGAGCUGGGCAGUGGUCCGAUGACGGGAAAAUGUCCCAGUCAAGACUUAGAAGAGUCACAAACGCUUUCCGCCUGCUUCUCGCCUUGUGCAUGUGGGUCAUGCGCAUGGGGGGCGACGAUGCACACUCCUAUGAGGAGGCGUCGUACUACGCACAGUUCGUGGCGAAGCCCACGAUUGUGGCGGCUGGUUCGCGGUCCUUCAACUGGCGCAGGCAUGUUCUCAAGUCCGCGAAUGCCGUAUUGACUCGCCUCGGGAAGCCGCCCUUGACGAUGGUGCAUGCACUGCUAAGUGAAGGCCAUGUGAUUAAUGGCACCUUUUCGGGGAUGACACGAAAAGAGGGGAUGCAUUUUCUCAAUUUCUUUCAUUGGUUGGUUGAUCGGUUGAUUGAUUGAUUGAUUGAUUGGUUGAUUGGUUGAUUGGUUGAUUGGUUGAUUGAUUUAUCGUUUGGUCGGUUAGUCGGCCGAUCAAUUGAUCCAUUUAAUGAUUUAUCGGUUGGUCGGCUAAUCGCUUCAUCGAUUCAUCGAUUGAUUCAUUGUUCGAUUUAUUCGUGGUUGAAUUAAGUGGCCUAGGAAAUGCGCAUGGAUAGACAAAAAGGUGCUUCUUUUGUUGCUGCAUGAACUGGAUGACACAAAAAAUCUGCAUCGAACGAUUAACACAACAAAAGAACUCAUAGAUGACACGAAAGCGCAUUCAAGGACGCAAAUAUGAAAAAACUGCCACAACAAAUACGACACAGCCGU
This is a messenger RNA of Chara braunii, 2416 nucleotides long. The record is from the annotation of a GenBank genome assembly. Lineage: Eukaryota; Viridiplantae; Streptophyta; Charophyceae; Charales; Characeae.